Messenger RNA from Brachypodium distachyon (stiff brome), 2545 nucleotides. Its product is annotated as pentatricopeptide repeat-containing protein At3g29290. The transcript is spliced from 4 exons. NCBI's taxonomy places the organism in Eukaryota, Viridiplantae, Streptophyta, Magnoliopsida, Poales, Poaceae. Gene Ontology annotation, molecular function: protein binding. The coding region runs from base 244 to 1968 and encodes 574 amino acids. The record is from RefSeq and is a predicted model, not a curated record.
GAGUACCGGAUAAGGCAUUCUCAUGUCUCAUCUUCUCCAGUUCUCCUUCGUUUGCAAUUUCGACGAGCCCUCGACCUGGCCCUAGCGGGGCUCGAUUCGUGUACACGCGGCGCGCACGAGCUCCUCCGACUGCUGGUUCGCCAGUGCGGUGGCCCUGGCUGCUCGGUCUGCUCCCCCAACAGUGGUUCCUUCACUGCUUGGGUUUGGCGGGGUCCGCGUGCCUCGUUUGCGUUUCCGGCGGGCAUGGCUGCAGUUUGGAGCGGCUGCAGCACAAGCCGGGGUUGCUUCAGCCAGGAACUGCCUCGGCGUAGCGGCGAGGGCACAGGAACCCGUCCAAGGAAUGGAGGCGAUGCCCGGCGGGUAAGCAGCAGCAUGGUGAUGGCGGGAGGAGUUUGUGUUUGCAGAGCGGCUCCGUGUGUACUUGAAUCUGAUGUCACCGGCAAGGAGGAGGUUGUCUUGGGGAUUUUGGGCAUGGGUGAUGAACGACCUGGUACUGGUGGUUCCGAUUAUCACAAGAGGCACGGGCUCCGGCGGCGGCCAGCGAGGCCAGCCGUGGUGGAAAAGGACCCGGCGCGCGCGAGAAGUGUGCCGCCGGCGUCAGUUUUGGAGUCACCAGAUAAAUUUGUGCAUGAAGGAUCAAGGCUGCACUUCCUGGAAGAGAGGGAUGAGGAAAUUCUGUCCAGAAGGUUGAUAAAUCUCAGCAAAUCCAACAAGGUCAGGAGUGCCACAGAGCUGUUUGAUUCAAUGCGCGCAUCUGGUUUGCAGCCUAACGCUCAUGCCUGUAACUCUCUUUUGGCUAGUUUUGUCCGUAGAGGUUAUUCUACAGAUGCAAUGAAGAUGUUUGAGUUCAUGAAGGGGAAAGGAUUGGCUACUGGGCAUACAUAUACCUUGAUACUCAAGGCUGUUGCAUCUACUGAGGGCUAUGUUUCUGCCUUGCAAAUAUUCAGUGAGAUUGAAGAGGGGAAGGAAUCAAGAGGAACGCUUGAUGUCAUUGUCUACAACACAAUGAUAUCUGCCUGUGGAAGAGCAAAAGACUGGAGGCAAGUGGAGAAACUGUGGAGAAGGCUAGUGGAGAACUCUAUAAGUGGAACCUUGAUGACAUACGAUUUGUUGGUUAGCACAUUUGUGCAAUGUGGACAAUCUGAGUUAGCCAUUGCUGCUUACCAGGAAAUGCUCCUCAAUGGGCUUAAUCCAAGUGAAGAUAUAAUGAAGGCCAUUAUUGCUUCAUGCACCAAAGAAGGGAGGUGGGAGUUUGCACUGGCCACAUUUAGGAGAAUGCUGAGUGCUGGCAUGAAGCCCAAUAUCAUUGUGUUUAAUUCGAUUAUCAACUCACUUGGGAAGGCUGGUGAAGAUGAACUUGCCUUUAGGAUGUACCAUCUUCUAACAUCUUCAGGACUCGAGCCCGAUCAGUAUACAUGGAGUGCAUUACUGUCAGCGUUAUAUAGGUCUGGUCGAUGUUGGGACGCCCUAGAGCUUUUCCAAGGAAUUAAAUCCAAGCAUUCAUCAGUCUUAAACAGUCAUCUCUACAACAUAGCUUUAAUGUCUUGUGAAAGACUUGGUCAGUGGGAGCAUGCUUUGCAAUUGUUGUGGAUGAUGGAAAAAAACGAACUGCAAAUCUCAGUGGUUUCUUACAAUCAUGUGAUACGUGCUUGUGAGGUUGCUUGCGAGCCAAAAGUUGCUCUGAAAGUGUACCAGCGUAUGACUCAUGAAAGGUGCUCGCCAGACACCUUCACACAUUUAUCUGUUAUAAGAGCUUGCAUCUGGGGAUCUCUUUGGAACAAAGUAGAGGAUAUAUUGGAGGAGGUCGAGCCAGAUUCUUCGAUCUACAACACAGUCAUCCAAGGGCUUUGUUUGCGAGGCAAGAUCAGAUUAGCUAGGAAGGUGUACACAAAAAUGCGGAGCAUUGGGCUGAAACCAGAUGGCAAGACAAGGUCGUUCAUGCUGCAGCACAUUGCAGGAGCGGAGUAGCCCUCCUGAGUCCUGACUGAGGUUCCGGGACACAUACCAAACAGAGGUCAUGGUGAGGCUGGAACAUCUGUAAACGAAAGGGGAUGAUGAGAAAGAGGCAUCAUAUAUUAUAGAAUCGAUUUUGUCGCUGAGAUUUACUAUGUUCAUACUGGGGGUCACUCCAGAUGCUUCGAUCUACAACAUAGUCAUCCAUGGGCCGAGGCAGGAUCAGAUUAACCAGGAAGGUGCAGACAAAAACACGGAGCAUCGGGAUGGCACAAGAUGGCCAGGCAAGGUCGUUGAUGUUGCAGUUGCGGCACGUCGCUACAGCAGAGGAGCCCUCCUGACUUGACUGUUAAGCACUAGCUGGCUUAUAGUUGUACAGAUCCAAGUGCGAAAUCGCAUAUGUAACCUACUGUAACUAUGCUCAGUGCAGUACUGACCUUAAUGUGUGCUUUGUAAUAAGUCCAUAUUCUUCUAGUUUGUGUCUAUUCUGUUAUCCUAUGGUCCUCUGUUCUGUAGGUAAUGCACGUGCAAAGUUUCUGACAGAAAAUCGCAAAUUGCAAUUGAGAAAGAGAAAAUCUUGGCUGCUGGGAUC